UGGGAGAAUAUUUUGCUUUAUCCAUUUCAGAAAUAGUUGGACCACCAGCGACAUUGGUUAAAUCAUCCAGAGGAGUAUUUUUUAUACAGUUAAAGGAGAACUGUUUCCCAACGAACAGAUAACUACAUUUUUUAUAAAGAACCAAAUUCCUCGAUAAUGUCUUUAGUUAUUAAUGAUUUGUUUCCCGCAAUCAUUAGUAUCGCUGAUGAUUCACCUUUAUUACAAAACCAGCAGGAAAUCCUUGAAGACGAUGAAUUAAAAAUAUUACUAAGAUCUUGGAAUGUUGAACACAUGUACACAUGUCUUAAGGAGGAAAAUAUCGACGUGAAUAUAUUGAAAAUUUUGAAGUUUGACCACUUGAAAGAGAUUUUGCAAACUUUCAAAAUUGGUGACCGAAUCUUAUUUGAAUUCAACUUCGAAAACUGGAGAAACCAGAUUAAUAAACCUCUGCACUUUCACGCUUCCGUUAGCACUGCGUCGCCUAGUUGCUCCGCUAAUUUUUCCUCAGUAAGAUCUAGAUCGCCUGCUUCCAGCCCUACCACUGGUUCCAAUUCGCAAGAUUUCGAGGAAAACGCUUUUGUUGCACUUGCAACAAUUUUACACGCAGAUAUUAAGUCGUUACAUGUAAAAGAUUUUUAUAAAUGUAACAACAGACUUGACGACGCUCAUAGAAAUGUACUCAUCAAUAUAAUUGUAACCUACUACAUUGCCAAAAACAUUCACAUGUCACUUCAAGUAAGCCACUACCUGGAGAAUGAAAUCCUAAGCCUUUUUCCAAAUGAAAAGCUGAACUUCUACAGAACCGAAAAGAGAGGAAAACUGUAUACCAAAUAUUGCUACUUAAAAAAAAGUUUCAAAAACCGUUUGUCUAUAAUUCCUGUACCUGAAGAAAAUACCAAAGCUGAUAAAAUUGCUCGCGAUGAUCAUGCAGAAGAAAUCAUACAGCAUCUUAAAUACGACAAUUUGACAGCAGAAGAAUUCGAAAGCUGCUGGCAGGCCAGUGCAAAUUAUAGAAUUCAUCAAAUAAAGGAAAAAUUUAAUAGCAUUCAACAAGUUUUCGUAGACUGGCCAGAGUAUAAAAAGCCGAACGGAUAUCGAUUGAUUGAUCUAGACUUUGGUACGAUUUUUCCCAAUCAUGAUAAUUUUCUUGUUGACUGGAAGCAAAAAGUUUUGAAGCUCUUUUUACAUCUUAAGAGAAGUAAGUGCUUAAAGGACGGUGCCACAAAAAUCAUUAUCAGCUCUAUGUCUGAAGGGGAUUUAGAAAAAGGUAUGAUUUUAUGA
Messenger RNA from Rhagoletis pomonella (apple maggot), 1281 nucleotides. RefSeq lists its product as uncharacterized. The record is from RefSeq and is a predicted model, not a curated record. Lineage: Eukaryota; Metazoa; Arthropoda; Insecta; Diptera; Tephritidae. Bases 157 to 1281 code for a protein of 374 amino acids. The transcript has 5 exons.